Molecule: messenger RNA, 1386 nt
Organism: Pocillopora meandrina
Lineage: Eukaryota; Metazoa; Cnidaria; Anthozoa; Scleractinia; Pocilloporidae
Source: the annotation of a GenBank genome assembly
AUGGGAAUCCAAGUACAAGCAUCGGCUAAAGAACUAAUGUGCAUCACGGAGUCUGAGAGAGCGAAGCUAUUGUUUACUCCUGAGGGCAGCAAGCUUCCCGAUCCUCUUGGGCUAAAGGACGGAUGGAUUGAUGAAAAAGAUGGGCUAACAUCAUGGCCUCCUAUAUUUCUAAGUGACAUUACGAAAUAUCUGAUGGCUGAUCAUCCUGGAAAGGAUAUUAAACUGCACGAACGGGUCAUGAAUGAGUACAAAGAGGGGAAAGCAUACCGCUUAUUUGACUCGGGCUUUCUGAAAGAAGUUUUCUACCAUGAACUAGAAAAUAUGGAUUUUUGCUUCUUGAAAGCAAAAUGUACGCAUUCGAUGAAGGUUGGUGAUACACCACAUACAUCAUGGAUUUGUUCAAGAAAAAUGGAGAGAUUAUCAGUGCCUACUGUACCUGUACUGCUGGGUAUGUUAGACUUUCUGUUUUAUAAGACUUUAACUUGUAACUGAUGCAAAAUAUAAGCCUAAAAUAUCAUGUUUAUCAUAUACCUCGAUUUUAUGACUAAUGUUGUUGGUCUAAGCUCAAUAUAUAUUAUACUUUAGAAUGUUUAAAAUAUUAUGUCUAUCAUAUACCCUAACUAUUUGUUAUUUCUUGUUUCAGUAUGAGUGGUUCUUGUAUUCAUGUGAUGGCACUGCUGUUCAGAAUUGAAGCAGCAAACCGUAAUGGUAUGACAAAUCCUGCAUGUACGUCCAAAGAGUGUGUGUGGAAUGUUCCAAUAGGAAACAAGACUGUAAUCAAGCCCUCUAGAAUUUGUGAUAUGGGUGGAAGGCUUCAAAGCUAAAUAAAGGUAUGUUAUUAUGUUUAAAAUUCUAAACAAAGUAUUUACAGUAUGUAUACUGGAUAGACAUAAGUGUUAUCUGGGGACAUAAAUAAGAAAGUUCUUAUUAGCUUGUAACCUAGCAAUUAAUUUACUUUUAUUUUGUGUUUUUCUAGAGACGACCAGACCUGCCAUCGAUAGUCGCCGAAAGUUAUUCAAUUCACAUGAAGAGUUGAAGCCCCUGACUCCAAAAGGAAAGAGGAAGUCGUUUUAUAAUAAUUUGAAGGACUUGUUGCCAGAAUCGGCAUUCAUCAAAUUAGCAACGGCUGAGUUUGAGGAACCGUGUUCAACUUCCGUUACAAUAGAAAUUAAUACUGAAGUACCUGAAUGUGUAAUGCCUAAGUCAUCAAAGAAAGACUUAAGUGCUGAUGAUAUACAUCUGAUUGAACAAGGCACCAUUGGUCAGUCUGAGAAUGAGGCAUGGCACGAUUAUUACAGAAAAGGCCGAUUAACUGCCUCUAAUUUCUAUAGAGUGUACACAAAAGUUGAAACCCUUAAAACUAAGGGGGUGAUGCACAGGAACUAG